Messenger RNA from Brettanomyces nanus, 738 nucleotides. RefSeq lists its product as uncharacterized. The record is from RefSeq and is a predicted model, not a curated record. NCBI's taxonomy places the organism in Eukaryota, Fungi, Ascomycota, Pichiomycetes, Pichiales, Pichiaceae. The transcript has a single exon. Bases 1 to 738 code for a protein of 245 amino acids.
AUGACUAUUGCCUUCUUCGGUGCCACAGGAGGCUGUGCCAAUGCUUGUCUCACCUAUUCACUCAAGAACAACUUCAAAUGUCGAGCAUUGGCCCGAAAUCCCGAGAAGCUUCGUUCCAUGCUUGAAGAGCAGGGUCUCGAUCAGACAUCUAUUGAUAGCAAUCUCACCAUUGUGGAAGGAAGCAUUGAGGACGUUAACUCUAUUGUUUCGACUAUAAAGGAUGCCACUCACGUUGUUUCGGGGGUUGGUUCUACACCUAAGCUACAAAUGUCCUUGACUACUCCUGUGACUAUUGUCAAUCCUACUGUGUGUGAGGCUUUUGCAAAUAAUCUCACUGAAGCUGUACAUAGAAUUGGUGCAAGCGAGCCUCCAUCCUUGGCAGUUGUUUCUACUACGGGAAUCUCUAGCGGUCCAGAAGAUGUUCCCUUUGGUUUGAGAUGGCUCUACCAUAUUGCUCUUAAGACUCCUCAUGCUGAUAAGAGAAAAAUGGAGAAGACUGUGAAGUCCACCAGUAUCUUCUCUCGGGUGGUUGUUGUGCGCGCUUCUCUUUUAAAGGGUACUCAUUUGAUUUCUAGCGGUGAUGAUGAUAUUGAUAAGGUUCUUAGAGUAGGAACGGAGAAGCAGCCAGAGGUGGGUUACGCAGUGAAGAGAGCUAACGUUGGAAGAUGGAUAUAUGAAAGGUUUAUCAAGUCGGAUGAAAUUCCUAAGGGUCACUCCGUGUACACGCUUACCGAAUAA